UCUCUUGCUGUUUCUCCUCCUCCCUCUGAUGAGCUGCCUCGUCAUGCCAUCCAUUUAUAUCUCCAGCAUAGCAAGCAGAGAGGGAUCAGCACAGACCAGGCUGAACAUCAAAACGCAAUAGAUCCUGCUGUCUUCAACAACUAUGGACAUUCACUCCUGAGAUGAGACUGCCUGUUUUUUCUCCCUUCUCAUCUGUUUAUCACUCAACCUAAAGACCUUUCCCCAGUCAAAAGGAAUAAUAAAAACAACAUCAUCUGACCAUCAUUUCUUGAAAGGAACUUUGGGAUUCAUUUGCCCAGUGGGGAAGCAAAGGAGGAAAACAUUGUAAUACUGCUCUGAUUUUUUUCUUUCCAGCGUCUCCUUUUCUCCUCCCUGUCUGCUGGCAAGGGAGCUGUUACAAGUCUGCCAAGACGCCGCGUGCCGUGCUUCGCGUGAAGAAUGCCCAGGCGCGUCUGCCCAAGCCAUCGGAAGCAGCGCCCACGCCCGCCUCGGGACUCUACAUGGAGCGCUCACAGAGCCGAAUCAGUUUGUCAGCCUCAUUUGAGGCUCUUGCAAUUUACUUCCCGUGCAUGAACUCCUUUGAUGAGGAUGAUGGCGAGACAGAGGGACGGAGGUUAAAAGGCAUCCAGAGGAGCACAGAGACAGGAUUAGCUGUGGAGAUGCCCAGUCGCACAGUUCGUCAGGCCAGCCAUGAAUCAAUAGAAGACAGUAUGAACAGCUAUGGUUCAGAGGGAAAUCUAAAUUACAGUGGCGUGUGUUUGGCUUCAGAUGCUCAGUUCAGUGAUUUUUUGGAUGGCAUGGGCCCAGCACAGUUUGUCGGUAGACAGACUUUGGCCACAACCUCAAUGGGUGAUGUGGAGAUUGGGCUGAUGGAAAGGAAUGGACAGUUGGAGGUUGAGAUCGUUAAGGCUAGAGGACUGAUCAUGAAGCCUGGCUCUAGAGGGCCUCCAGCGGCAUACAUAAAAGUGUACCUUCUGGAGAAUGGUGCAUGCAUAGCCAAAAAGAAGACAAAGUCUGUUCGGAAGUCACUGGAUCCGCUUUACAACCAGGUCCUUGUAUUCUCUGAAAGACCACAGGGAAAGGUUGUGCAGGUUAUUGUUUGGGGAAACUAUGGCCGAAUGGAUCGUAAGUGCUUCAUGGGUGUUGCCCGAAUUUUAUUGGAGGAACUGGAUUUGACAAGCAUGGUGAUUGGCUGGUACAAGCUUUUCCCUACUUCCUCUAUGGUGGACCCUGCCAUGGCACCGCUCAUUCGCCACUCAUCACAGCUCUCACUGGAGAGCACAGUUGGACCAUGCUCAUAAGGGAAAAAGAACAAUGUUUUUUUGUUGUUGUUUCUGUAAGGGCUCUCAGGGCCCUUAUUCUUAAUGUGCUGCUUGUGCAUUACUGUAGCAGCCAUUUGGGGCCUGCCAGAAUACUUUAGAAUUCUGUAAAACAACCCAAUUUUUCAGAAAGUAAUCUUAUCUGGGCAAGUGUUUAAUUGCACUUACCCGAUGAAAACCAUGACCUGAGGACUGACAAUGGGUUCACAAUACUUAAAUUGGAUUUACUUUUAACAGUCUUUCUGAACAUGAGUAUGGCAAUAUGAGUUGGCAAUGGGGUAAAAAAAAUUGUCCUGGCUGAUUAAUUUUCCAUCAAAGCUAAAAUGAUUCAUAUAUUGUGUUGAACACAACAAUACAUCACUUUGUUUAACAUCAAUUUGUCUAUAAAGCAGUGCAGAAGCAGUACAACUAGUGCUAGCAUCUACCACAGAAAUAACAUUUUAAAGUUAUAUUAGCGCAAAAAAAAAGGUUAAAUAGACAUAAAAUACUUGUUUUUGAUACUUGGCUCACUCAUUAAUUAAUUUUUUUUAAAAUUCUUGUUGUAACUGUGCUGUUGCUUUAAAAUAAGCAUUUCUUUAAAGAGUCAUGCCAUUUCUCACGAAACAAAGGCUAACUAAUUUAUUAGCCACAUACAGGAUUUAAAGGGACAUAACAUUAAUAAUUAUUGUGACCAAUAAUUAUACAUAUUUUAUUGGAGGAAUAUUCAGUUACGAAGCUACUUUUUCACAAACAAAUAAUAGAAAUAACAAUUAAAAUACCAGAAAAAGUGUUCAUGAGUCAUCACAAAUCUGUUACUGCCUUAUAGUCCAGGUGAACUUUAUGUUGUUUUUUUAUUCUCAUACCAGCUUGUCAUGUGUGAGUGGGCCAAUUAAUAUCAUGAUUAAUAAUAUUUUUAUGAUUAAUAUUUAAAGCCUUUAAUGUUGCGAAUGCAGAACUUUUAGUAGCAGUGCUAUAGCACUAUAUGGUAGCAUAGGCAUAAAAAGCUUUCUGGAUAACCAGAAUAUAAGAUGUAGAGUAAAUGGUUGUAAAAAAAAAAAAAAAACUCUCAGUAUUAGCUGAGCAUGUAGCACCUGAGGUAUAUGAAAUAAACAUGAAAAUUUUAUUACACUGCACUAGUUUUUAUUUGCAAUGGUAGUAGGUAUUCACAGUAUAAAAAUAUAUUCCUAAUUUUGGGCAAGCUAAGCGAGAAGGUUCCAGCUGUAAAGUAAAGCAAUGUAAAAUGUAAAGCAAUAAAAAAGCAUACACACAUGCACACUGAUCAGCCAGCCAUAACAUUAUGACCACUGACAGCUGAAGUAAAUAAUGUAAAUUAUUUGUUACAAUGGCACCUACCUAUAUAUGGGCAGCAAGUGAACAUUUAGUCCCUGAAGUUGAAGCUGAAGGAUUUAAACGACUUUGAUGAAGGAUGUUGAAGGAAUUGUGAUGUCUAGAUGACUUGGUUUGAUGACUUGCACUUUGAUGACUCUUGUGAGAUGUUCCUGGUUUGCAGUGGUCAGGAGCAGUCUUUUUGGAACAGUAAGUCUGGAACAGUUCCAAGGUGAAAUAAGUGGGGACAUUUACAAGAUGAACAGGACUCCUCAUCAUUUGGCUACGUACAGUACAGUAGUACCCGCAAGAAUUUGAAACUACUUCCACCACUGCAUGUAACAGCUACCAAAAAUUGUUGCAAACCAAGUAUUCCCUGGACAGUGUGCCCUGCUGUACUGCAGAAUCAUUUUGAAAUUGUUUGAGGAACAUGACAAGAGUUCCAGUUGUUGACUUGAUUCUCAAUCUGAUUGAGCAUCUGUGGGAUGUGCUGGACUAAAAAGUCUGAUCCAUUAAUUACCCUCCUUGCAACUUAGCUUAAAGAACCUACUGCUGACACCGUGGUGCCAGAUACCAGAGCACACCUUCAGGAGUCCAUGCCAUGUUGUUUAAGAGUUGUUAUGGAGACACAAGAGGUACCAACACAAUAUUCAGCAGGUGAUAUUAUU
This is a messenger RNA of Clarias gariepinus (North African catfish), 3292 nucleotides long. It is a transcript of the gene rims4, whose product is annotated as regulating synaptic membrane exocytosis 4. The transcript has 6 exons. Bases 501 to 1301 code for a protein of 266 amino acids. Lineage: Eukaryota; Metazoa; Chordata; Actinopteri; Siluriformes; Clariidae. Gene Ontology annotation, cellular component: presynaptic membrane; cytoskeleton of presynaptic active zone. The record is from RefSeq and is a predicted model, not a curated record. Gene Ontology annotation, biological process: calcium ion-regulated exocytosis of neurotransmitter; regulation of membrane potential; regulation of synaptic plasticity. Gene Ontology annotation, molecular function: transmembrane transporter binding; small GTPase binding.